CCACUAUUAUCCUCCCUCCCGGCGCGCGCCCCCCGCCCGCUCGGCCGGGAGCGCGCGGCCGCCCGCCUGCCCGCUCGGCGAGGGAGCGAGACGGCGCUGCCGCCUGCCGCCGGCCUCUCUCCCCGCCGCACCGAUUCCCUCUCCAUGGACCUCGCGCCGCCCCGCUAGCCGGAUCUGCCCGCCCGCCGCUGCCGCUGGGGAGUAGCCGGCUGAGAGGGGGCGGGAGGGGGGUGGGGGGCGGAGGAAGGUGGGGUCGCGGAGUGUGUGACACGCGCGGGGAGCGGCGGCGGCGGCUGCGGCCCGCGGGAGGAGGAGCAGGGAGUCCCGGCGCGGCCGCGGGAGCCCCCGGGCGUGCGGCGGCGGCGCCCCAGAAAGGUGGCGGCGGUGGCGGCAGCAGCUGCGGUAGCGGUUGGGAUUUACCGUGGUGGUGGCGGUUGGCGCUGACCAGCAGGGGAGCGCGCCGCGCGGCGGGGACCGUGCCCGCGGCCCCCCCUCCCCCCUCCCUCGUCCCCCCUUCCUCUCUCCCUCCUGCCCCCCCUCCCCGGGGCCGCCGCCUCUCGGGCUGAUCCCCCCCGCCCGGACCAUGGCCGACGACGACGUGCUGUUCGAGGACGUGUACGAGCUCUGCGAGGUGAUCGGCAAGGGUCCCUUCAGCGUUGUGCGGAGAUGUAUCAACAGGGAAACAGGGCAACAGUUUGCUGUGAAGAUUGUCGAUGUAGCAAAAUUCACUUCAAGUCCUGGAUUAAGCACAGAAGAUCUGAAGAGAGAAGCCAGUAUUUGUCAUAUGCUGAAACAUCCUCAUAUUGUUGAACUAUUGGAGACAUACAGCUCAGAUGGAAUGCUUUACAUGGUCUUUGAGUUUAUGGAUGGAGCAGAUCUGUGUUUUGAAAUUGUGAAGAGAGCAGAUGCUGGAUUUGUGUACAGUGAGGCUGUAGCCAGUCAUUAUAUGAGGCAGAUACUGGAAGCUCUACGUUACUGUCAUGAUAAUAAUAUAAUCCACAGGGAUGUGAAGCCACACUGUGUACUGCUUGCCUCAAAAGAGAAUUCAGCCCCAGUAAAGCUUGGUGGUUUUGGGGUAGCAAUUCAGUUAGGAGAGUCUGGGCUAGUUGCUGGAGGACGUGUAGGAACACCUCAUUUUAUGGCCCCAGAAGUGGUAAAAAGGGAGCCUUAUGGGAAGCCUGUAGAUGUUUGGGGCUGUGGCGUGAUCCUUUUUAUCCUGCUAAGUGGUUGCUUGCCUUUUUAUGGAACCAAGGAAAGAUUAUUUGAAGGCAUUAUUAAAGGAAAAUACAAGAUGAAUCCUAGGCAAUGGAGCCAUAUCUCUGAAAGUGCCAAAGAUCUGGUACGCCGCAUGCUUAUGCUGGAUCCAGCAGAAAGGAUAACAGUAUAUGAAGCACUGAAUCAUCCCUGGUUAAAGGAGAGGGAUCGCUAUGCAUACAAGAUUCACCUUCCAGAAACAGUAGAACAAUUGAGAAAAUUCAAUGCAAGACGAAAACUAAAGGGGGCAGUACUAGCAGCUGUGUCAAGCCACAAAUUCAACUCCUUCUACGGUGACCCCCCAGAAGAACUGCCAGACUUCUCUGAAGACCCCACCUCCUCAGGACUUCUAGCAGCAGAAAGAGCAGUCUCGCAGGUGCUGGACAGCCUGGAAGAAAUUCAUGCACUUACAGACUGCAGCGAAAAAGACUUAGAUUUUCUUCACAGUGUUUUCCAGGAUCAGCAUCUUCACACACUACUAGAUCUCUAUGACAAAAUAAACACAAAAUCUUCACCACAAAUCAGGAAUCCUCCAAGUGAUGCUGUACAGAGAGCCAAAGAGGUAUUGGAAGAAAUUUCAUGUUACCCAGAGAACAAUGAUGCAAAGGAGCUAAAGCGUAUUUUAACACAACCUCAUUUCAUGGCCUUACUUCAAACUCAUGAUGUAGUGGCACAUGAAGUUUACAGUGAUGAAGCGCUGAGAGUUACACCUCCUCCCACCUCUCCAUACUUAAACGGAGAUUCGCCAGAAAGCGCCAACGGUGACAUGGAUAUGGAGAAUGUAACACGAGUUCGACUGGUGCAGUUCCAGAAGAACACAGAUGAACCAAUGGGAAUCACAUUAAAAAUGAAUGAGCUGAACCAUUGCAUUGUGGCAAGAAUUAUGCACGGAGGAAUGAUUCACCGGCAAGGUACACUACAUGUAGGGGAUGAAAUCCGAGAAAUCAAUGGAAUCAGUGUGGCAAAUCAAACUGUAGAACAACUACAAAAAAUGCUUAGGGAAAUGCGUGGAAGUAUUACCUUCAAGAUUGUGCCAAGUUAUCGCACGCAAUCUUCGUCUUGUGAGAGAGAUUCCCCCUCUACAUCCAGACAGUCCCCAGCUAAUGGUCAUAGCAGCACUAACAAUUCUGUUUCGGACUUGCCAUCGACAACACAACCAAAAGGACGACAGAUAUAUGUAAGAGCACAAUUUGAAUAUGAUCCAGCAAAGGAUGACCUCAUUCCUUGCAAAGAAGCUGGCAUCCGAUUCCGAGUUGGCGAUAUUAUCCAAAUCAUAAGCAAAGACGAUCACAACUGGUGGCAGGGUAAACUUGAGAACUCAAAAAAUGGUACUGCAGGUCUUAUUCCUUCUCCUGAACUUCAGGAAUGGCGAGUUGCUUGUAUUGCCAUGGAGAAGACCAAACAGGAGCAACAGGCCAGCUGUACUUGGUUUGGAAAGAAAAAAAAGCAGUACAAAGACAAAUAUUUGGCAAAGCACAAUGCAGUGUUUGAUCAAUUAGAUCUCGUCACAUACGAAGAAGUAGUAAAACUGCCAGCAUUCAAAAGGAAAACACUAGUCUUACUAGGUGCACACGGCGUUGGAAGGCGACACAUAAAGAACACACUCAUCACAAAACACCCAGACAGAUUUGCUUACCCCAUUCCCCACACAACCCGACCUCCAAAGAAAGAUGAAGAAAAUGGGAAAAAUUACUACUUUGUAUCACAUGACCAAAUGAUGCAGGAUAUAUCAAACAAUGAAUAUUUGGAAUAUGGCAGCCAUGAGGAUGCAAUGUAUGGGACAAAACUGGAAACAAUACGAAAGAUCCAUGAGCAGGGACUAAUUGCAAUACUUGAUGUAGAACCUCAGGCAUUGAAGGUCCUGAGAACUGCAGAGUUUGCUCCUUUUGUUGUUUUUAUUGCUGCACCUACGAUCACCCCAGGCAUUAAUGAGGAUGAAUCUCUUCAGCGCCUGCAGAAGGAGUCUGAAAUCUUACAAAGAACAUAUGCACACUACUUUGACCUAACAAUUAUCAACAAUGAAAUCGAUGAAACUAUCAGGCACCUGGAGGAAGCCAUCGAGCUUGUGUGUACAGCCUCACAGUGGGUCCCAGUCUCCUGGGUCUACUAGAGCAGUCCCGAGAGAAUUGAGGAGAAAAACAAAACAAAACAAAUCUGUUAUUACUGGGAACCACCUCAUACAUGGAAAACCUCUUCGUUAUUGACCUUGUGUCAACAGGUCUUGGCCCCUAGAGACUACCUAGAUGUAGUGUGACCUAAAAUAUAAUUAUUGUCAUGUCCGAAUAGAUAGGAGGAGGGGGAAAAAGAAAAACACUAAUUUAAAGAGACAGUAUCUUCCUUUUUUUUGUUUGGUUUUUGGGUUUUUUUAAUCAUUUCUCCUAAACAUUAAUAAAAAAAAAUGUAUCUUUAAAUGUAUGUAUUAUUCAGUCCUUUGGAAUGUCAUAUUUUGGGGAAAUCAUAGCUUUUUAUUUCAAGGGCCCCUGAAAACUGCACAAAAUAGAUGCUGCUUUCUAUAAUCUAUUUUAAUAGUAAUAAUAAUAUGAUUCUGUUACCUUAACUUGGGGGUGGAUCACUACAUUCUUUUUAGAGUCUGAUUUUUAUGGAUUGGAAUAUUUUUGCUUUCCUUUAUUUAUUUGAAGUAAUUAGUCUAGUGGCUACGAAACAAACUCAUAAAUUUUAAAGGCCUUUCUUCGCUUUCGUUCGUUCGUUCGUUUGUUUGUUUUCCCCCUAGGAUAGUAUUUUUAAGUACUCUAGCGUGACAUCCAGCUAACGUGAUACUGUCUCUUUGAAGAAAGAACUCUGUAAAACUCUUUUAGGAAUUUGAAAUUGGGUCUUGACUCUUAAUGCAUGUGGACAGUCGCAAGCGUUCAUGCUGUUGGUGUAUCUGUGUUGAUAAAACCUGUAAUCUACAGCAAAGUACAUUCCGUUCAUGGGAACACCUACCCAAGGGAAUAAAAGCGAAAACAUUAUUCUGACUUAAGUUGUAAACCUAUGCACAUCCCUUGCAUUUUGGGCAACUUUAUAAAAAGAA
Molecule: messenger RNA, 4285 nt
Organism: Dryobates pubescens (Downy woodpecker)
Lineage: Eukaryota; Metazoa; Chordata; Aves; Piciformes; Picidae
Gene: CASK
Product: calcium/calmodulin dependent serine protein kinase
Exons: 27
Coding region: 584-3364 (926 amino acids)
Biological process (GO): regulation of neurotransmitter secretion; protein phosphorylation
Cellular component (GO): cell-cell junction; basolateral plasma membrane; plasma membrane
Molecular function (GO): signaling receptor binding; protein kinase activity; ATP binding
Source: RefSeq, a predicted model, not a curated record